AUGCAUCUUUCAAUUCGACGAACAAAUCAAAAUCCUAUACAGAAAUUAUUAUAUAUUAAUAAUCAUACAUUUGUGAAAUUUGUUGAAAAAUUUGUAAAACCAAUCAAUGACAAAUCAUCAAAUAUUCAUGAAAAUCAUUGUGAUGUUCAAUGUCUUCUUGAACAAAUUCAAUAUCAACACGAAACAUCAAUUAAAUUAGAAAAAGAAUUAUAA
Messenger RNA from Adineta steineri, 213 nucleotides. The record is from the annotation of a GenBank genome assembly. NCBI's taxonomy places the organism in Eukaryota, Metazoa, Rotifera, Eurotatoria, Adinetida, Adinetidae.